Messenger RNA from Monomorium pharaonis (pharaoh ant), 3203 nucleotides. RefSeq names its product adiponectin receptor protein (gene AdipoR). Lineage: Eukaryota; Metazoa; Arthropoda; Insecta; Hymenoptera; Formicidae. Gene Ontology annotation, molecular function: signaling receptor activity. The coding region runs from base 707 to 1927 and encodes 406 amino acids. The transcript is spliced from 7 exons. Gene Ontology annotation, biological process: adiponectin-activated signaling pathway. The record is from RefSeq and is a predicted model, not a curated record. Gene Ontology annotation, cellular component: plasma membrane.
UUAAGGCAAAUCCUAUUGGUCAAAUUCUAAUCUUUUUCACUUCGCAAGUUUACAAUUCUCGAUCUGCAUCGCUCAGACUGAUUUGGACCUCAGGUCUACUGUCGCUCAGAUCAAAACUUGCGAACGUUACAAGAGAACGUAAUAUUUUUAAGUAAAAAAACUUGUAGGACAUAAUACGGAAAGCCUAAGAAACUUGAAAAGAACAAAUGUGCCCAUGCAACUGUGAAUAACGUGCGAAUAUCGUCGUGCGACUGGUGCGUAAACCUGGAAAGACCUUAACACAUUCGUCGUACUAACACACGUCAUCAACAAUCUCCAUCAGUUUUUCACCGAGUGUUAAAUUUCACGCCUGUUGCGCGCUUUCACGACGCGCUUUCGUUUUUUCGGUAGCCACGAAAUGAGGCACGCAAAUUCAUUCACGUGACUUGAGACGCGCGAUCCUCAUACCUCAUUAGACGCAAAAAAAAAGGAAAGAGGGAGAGCGAGAGCGAGAGAGACGGCACCGCAGCAGCUGUAAAAAAAAAAGAUAACCUACGAUAUUCUGGCGAGGUUAAAGUCCAAUCGGUACGACUCGCGCGAACGUUCUGUCCAACACGAAUUUCUCAUGUCUUAUGUAAUAUAAGUCACAUAUUUACUUAGCUUCGUCGCGCGAGGUCUUCGUAAUAUUAUCGUAUUUUCGUGUAACGUUAAUCAUUUACCUUGAAUCAUGUCGCAUUAUGAGGAUGUCAUAAUGGAAGCGAAAGAGAAAGAAGAGAGUUUAUCAGUGGACUCGGUAAUAGGAGUGCGACAUCGUAUCCCAUGGAGUGAUCGUGUGCUACUAAAUAGUGAGAUACCUGGUUUACAUGAGGUUAAAGAAUUAUUGGACGACGACGAUGCAAGUUGCCUGGCAGAAGAGGAGGAUGGCGUUGGCUGUCCGUUGCCUUCAACGCCAGAAGACGACCAUCUUCUGGACUGUGAGAUGACUGAAGUGUUGAAGGCAGGAGUACUGAGUGAUGAAAUUGAUCUAGGUGCAUUAGCGCAUAACGCAGCAGAGCAAGCUGAGGAAUUUGUGCGAAAGGUAUGGGAAGCAUCGUGGAAACAGUGUCAUUUUAGAAAUCUGCCAAGAUGGUUACAAGAUAAUGAUUUCUUACACGCUGGCCACAGGCCACCGUUACCUUCGUUUUAUGUGUGCUUUAAAAGCAUUUUUCGAAUUCACACAGAAACUGGCAAUAUUUGGACACAUUUACUAGGCUGCGUUGCCUUUAUUGGUAUAGCUAUAUUUUUUCUAACACAGCCUCCUAUAGAAAUACAAUUGGAGGAGAAAUUGGUAUUUGGUACCUUCUUUGCUGGUGCUAUAAUUUGCCUAGGAAUGUCAUUUGCCUUUCACACAGUUCAUUGCCACAGCGAAUGCGUGGGAAAGCUAUUUUCAAAACUAGAUUAUUGUGGCAUAGCUAUGCUUAUUAUGGGUAGUUUUGUACCAUGGCUUUAUUACGGAUUUUAUUGCGAUUAUCAACCUAAGCUAAUCUAUUUGUCUGUGGUGGUUGUCCUUGGUAUAACCAGUAUCGUAGUUUCGCUAUGGGAGCGAUUCGGCGAACCAAACUAUCGUCCGCUUAGAGCUGGAGUUUUUAUGGGUUUUGGACUUAGCGGGGUAAUACCAGCUGUACAUUACGCUGUGGCCGAGGGUUGGUUCAAGGCAAUUAGCCAAGCAUCUCUCGGAUGGUUGAUACUGAUGGGAUGUUUGUAUAUAUUAGGCGCGUUAUUUUAUGCUUUAAGGGUACCUGAACGUUUUUUCCCAGGAAAAUUUGACAUUUGGUUUCAGAGUCAUCAAAUCUUCCAUGUAUUAGUAAUUGCAGCUGCUUUUGUUCAUUAUCAUGGUAUUACGGAAAUGGCAAUGUAUAGAAUGACAAUAGGGGACUGCACAAAUCCAUCGCAGGUGUUGGCUUUUUAAAUCUGCGAGUGUGUAUAUCUUCAUCUUGUUGAUAACUUUCAUAUGUCAUUAAUCUAAAGAAAGACUUCACGAAGAUUCCUAAAUCUUACGCCAGCAUAUUUAUGCUGUUGAAAGAUACGAUAAAUCUGUAAAAAAUAGAAUGGAUAUAUUUAUAUACAAUUCCAGGUUUUUGUUAGAAUAUAUUUUAGAGAAUAUGUUGCUUAUUUAUUUAUCAAACAGAAGUAAACUUAUUUUACUAAUUUUAAAGCUAGAAGUUACUUUUUGAAGAUGUCUAUAUUAUUGCUAGUGGUUUGAUAUUGUUAAAUAUAUUUAACAGCUUCCUUUAAAAUCAAUGCAACUUGGAACUUAUAUUGAUAUGUGAUUGAUAUACUUCUUUACGAUUUAACAAGUUAAUUAUUAGCAAACUUUAUACAUGUAUAUACACAAGAGAUUUGCGUAAUUAUGUUGAGGUAUAGUAUUUAAGUUAGUUUUUUAAAUUUUCUGUGAAUAUGAGAUGUGAAAAUUUACAUAUCAUUUUAAAAGAUUUAAUUUGGAUACUGUAAAUGUGAAAUGGAAUUCCAAUAGAAAUGUACAAUAUGUAAGCUUAAAUGGCCAUGUAUUACUUAUAUAUUCUUAGAUUUUGGAAAUUAUCUUUAAAAUUAUGUAAAUAUUUAUAUAUCUUAUCACGUAAUUGUUUUUUCUUUAUUCAUAUUUGUUUACAUAUGUUAUAGCUAUAGCAAGAUAAUACAAAUUAAAUUAUUAGUUAUCAUUAAAAGAAUUUAUCAUUGAACGUUUUUGGGUUACUAAAAAUAUUUACUAAAAAUAUUUAUGCAUUUUUAGCGUUUUAAUAAAAAAAAAUGUUUUGUUUUAAUGCAAAAUUUAUUUUAUAUAUUAUAAAUAUGCAAGAGUAUACAGAUGAAUUACAGACUAUAGGCAACGAAAAUGAAACGUAUGUAAGAUUUAGGAACCAACCGUUACUAUGUGAACGAUUUUGUAGCAUAAAAUCUAUACUAUAUUUUGAACAAAGUCAUUGUUAAAUAUAUGGAAAUUUGUUUAAUAUAUAUACUCUCAUUUUAUAUAUAUAUAAAUUAUAUAUGUAUAUAUAAAAUAUGUAAUGACUAAUCUAAUUUUUUCAAAUGCAUUUCUUAUUUUCCAAUUCAUAUACCGUAUUCAAAUUUCAUAAUAUACGGACUUCUGAUAAUAUUUACAUAUAUAUCAGAUGUAUUAAAAGAAUUUUAUAUGUAUAAAAGGAAGGAAAGAAGGAUGAUCUUUGAAUUAAACAUGAUUGACUUAUAUC